This is a messenger RNA of Colletotrichum costaricense, 615 nucleotides long. RefSeq lists its product as uncharacterized. The transcript has 4 exons. Bases 1 to 615 code for a protein of 204 amino acids. Lineage: Eukaryota; Fungi; Ascomycota; Sordariomycetes; Glomerellales; Glomerellaceae. The record is from RefSeq and is a predicted model, not a curated record.
AUGCGCUUCAUAGAUCAUCAUUGUUUCCGUGACUUCGACCGCAACGUCAACGGUGCUGGACCUCAGAUGGUGGAAAUCCCCGAGUAUUGCCGCCCCGAGUCAGGAGGCCCAUCAGGGGUCGGAGCACCGGCGCCGCCAUCUUCACGUGCAUUCCUGGCUCCGGCCGUGAAGCUACAGGGUCUCGGUACUUUGUCGCAGUCGCACCAGCCAGACAUACGUCUCUUGGUGCAGACGCAAAAGGGUCAGGAGUGCAGCAGAUUCGAAGGUCUGGCCCCGUCACCCGUCGCCCGGUCGAGCCACACCAAAAAUCAUCCAGCACCAAAAUCUUCCUGUGCUUUUGCCAGCCAGACUACCAUCAAAGGCGUGUUGGAUGCGCUGUUCAGCAUCACUUUCUUGAUCGCUGCGCCAUCGCGUUUUGUUGCAGUCGAAGCUUCAGCCAUCAUUGAGCGUUUUUCUCAAUCCAAUCGCAUCUACCCUCAGCAGUUACUUCUCGCAGUUGCGCCUGCUUUCCUUUCCUUGCCCGCCUGGCUUUGUCUGCGAAUCCUGCGUGAAUCGAGACGCGACUCUCCCCCCGAGACCGAGUCGACCGGCGCAAACCUCAUCACCAACGACUAA